This is a messenger RNA of Mus caroli (Ryukyu mouse), 1177 nucleotides long. The record is from RefSeq and is a predicted model, not a curated record. NCBI's taxonomy places the organism in Eukaryota, Metazoa, Chordata, Mammalia, Rodentia, Muridae.
GAACUGGGUCUUACUGCCCGUGCCACAGACGCCUGCCCUGUUUGCUGCUCUCAAGUUGCUCCUGACCUGUACUGGAAAAGUUCUGCUGCCAAGGUUACAAGGACACCUGCUCUUUUACGCAAACUACUGCUUUCUAUUCCUGACCACAGCCAUCAUGCCCAGAGGAAAGAAGAGUAAGGCCCGUGCUCGUGAGAAACGCCGCCAGGUCCAGGAUGAGGCCCAGGGGCUAACAGAUGCUCAAGCCAAGGCAGGAGGGAAAGGAGAGUCACCUGUCUGCUCUGAUCAUGAGUCUGGAGAUGCUGUUGCAAGCACCUCUACUGCUGGCUUCCAAAAGGGCAGGGUAUCUACCGCCUCUGCUGGUAAAGGCAUGGCCUGCAAAAGGUCUGGAAAAGGUGCAAAUUGCCAAGAAGAGAAAAAUGGUAGUUUUUGUAGGGCCCCACUCUCCUCCAGAGGCAAACAGAUGGAUCUUCUAUCAAGGAAAACAGGAAUGCUGGUAGAGUACAUGCUCUACAAGUACAAAAUUAAGGAGCCUGCAAGGAGGGGAGAAAUGCUCCAGCUUGUGAACAAAAGGUUCAAGGAGCAGUUCCCUGAGAUCUUCAAAAAAGCCUCCUAUCAAUUAGAUAUGGUUUUUGGCAUUGAGUUGAAAGAAGUCCAGCCCCAUGGUCAAACCUACAUUCUUGUCAGUAAGCUAGAUUUCCAGGAUGAUGGAAGUGAGAGCAGUGAGCUGGGUGUUCCUACUAGGGGGAUUCUGAUCCCUCUCCUAAGUGUGAUCUAUUUAAAUGGUUACUGUGCCCCAGAGGAAAAGGUCUGGCACUUCCUGAGUAUGUUAGGAGUCUAUGAUGGGGUCCCACACUUCAUCUUUGGGGAUGCAAGGAAGCUCAUCACUGAAGAGCUAGUGCAGGAAAACUACCUAGAAUACCGUCAGGUUCCUGAUAGUGAUCCUCCAUGCUAUCAGUUCCUGUGGGGUCCAAAAGCUUAUGCUGAAUACAGCAAGAGAAGAGUGAUGGACUUUUUAUGUAAGAUUGGUGAAACCAUGCCCACUGCUUACUCAUCUAGUUAUGAACAGGCUUUGAUUGAAGAGGAAGAGAAAGCUCAAGCCAAAGCUGCAGCCAAGGCUGGCACUAAGGGCAAAGCCAAGGGACACUCUAAGGCCAAGUCAGGCAAUUUUACUGGCUAG